Molecule: messenger RNA, 3932 nt
Organism: Sphaerulina musiva SO2202
Lineage: Eukaryota; Fungi; Ascomycota; Dothideomycetes; Mycosphaerellales; Mycosphaerellaceae
Product: WD repeat protein
Exons: 2
Coding region: 204-1295 (363 amino acids)
Cellular component (GO): Set1C/COMPASS complex
Molecular function (GO): protein binding; chromatin binding
Source: RefSeq, a predicted model, not a curated record
CAUCACUUUCCUUCAACUCCAUCCUGAUACCUGACACGCUCAUUCACCCUUGGGAGAGGAAAUCAACAACAGGCAAACGGCAAAAGGCACGAGGCCAGAGAGGAGAUACAGGCAAGAGGGGAGAACAAGAGGACAAGAGGACCAGAGGACAAGAGAACAAGAGGACAAGAGGAUAUACACAUCGUGAGAAAAAGAAGCACAAGAUGGUGCCGGAACAGCAGCCGCCCAACGUGGCCAAAGUCCAGGACAUCAUCACCACCUUCCGCCCUUGUCGCCUGUUCAAAGCGCCGCCGCCUUCAUCCUACACCUCCAUCGACUUCGACGACAGCGGCGAGUUCCUGCUGUUAUCGCGCUCCGACGACACGGUGCAGCUGUUCAACAUCAAGGCCGGCCAGCACGCGAAAGAGCUCAAGUCGCAGAAAUAUGGCAGCGCUCUGGCCCGCUUCACCCACCACAGUACCUCCAUCAUCUACGCCUCCACCAAGCACAACGAUGACAUCCGCUAUCUCUCCAUGCACGACAACUCCUUCAUUCGCUACUUCAAGGGCCACCAGGGUCGCGUCACGAGCUUGAAUCUGAGCCCCAACAACGAUCAGUUCAUGUCGGCAAGCUUGGACAACACGGUCAAGCUGUGGGACGCCAGGUCGCCCAAUGCGCAGGGCCAACUCAACUUUCAAUCUCCGUGGUUCACUGCAUACGAUGCGAGUGCCUCCGUCAUCGCCAUUGCCUCUCCGCCCGCUCAGACUAUCGCUCUGUACGAUCUGCGCAACUACGACAAGCCACCCUUUACCACCUUCGACCUCCUCGACCUCGAGAAUCAGUUCCGAAGUCACGGGCAGAGGGGCGGCGAGGGAUGGAUUGGGCUAGAGUUCUCCAACAACGGCAAGUACAUGCUGAUCGCCACGAACGGCCCCGGCCACUACAUUCUGGAUGCCUUCUCGGGCGACUUGAUUCACUAUCUCCAGAAGCCCACUGGUGCCGACUACAGUCACUAUGCUCCUGGCGCCGACCUCUUGACCGUGCCCACGGGAGAAGGCAGCACCCCUUCCUUCAUCCAGUCGAGCGCCUGCUUCUCGCCCGAUGGAAGAUAUGUGAUUGGUGGGAAUGGCAGGUCUGCGAACUUGCAAGUCUGGGAUUGCGCAGAGGAACCGAAGGCAGAUCGAGUGCUUGACCCGUGCGCUGAACUACCCAGCCAGAAGCCUGCCAAGGUCGUUGCUUAUAAUCCGAGACACAAUCUUGUUGCUACUGCGGAUAAAGAGAUGAUGAUGUGGUUACCGGAUCCCGAUGCUGCGUGAAAUCGAAUGAGGAUAGCUGGGUACUACGCCUUUUUAUUUGAUCUUAGCGUGGCGCUGGAGGAGUACUGGAUACAGUGGAACAGGGCGGGUGACAGAUGAACAUUGCUGGCGCGACAUCCGUUUUCGAGGAUCAUCAAGACCGAAUCAAUCAGGGAGUCCAAUGAUACCAGGCGGAGUAGAGUCAAUCACGAUACGAAAUGAAAGGUGUGAGAUCAGCCGGUGCGCGAGCAUGAUCAGGCCAUGCUAUCUAUCGUGUACUACAUCCUCCUACUAUGCCGUCGUGGUUGAGAGCGACACUCCGCGCAACCGAUGUUUGUAUGUGCAGUACCUCCUAGUGUCAGUCUUGCUGGCAAUGUGAGCCAGACUUGCACUCGCUGUGGAAUGGACGGGGUCAAUAGUGACCGACUUGAUUAUCCUACGAGGUAGAACAGCUCUGGGGGGCUUCUUCACACUCGUCAAUACGACUGGGUAAUUAUUUCCAUCACUACCCUGGAUGCCAGGAUGGUCAUUGGAUCAGGCAGGCCAGGAAAUCAUUGAAUUCUCGUACAACAUCUGUGAUGUGCGUAUGUCUGUGGCCCGCGGGUCCCAGGAUGCAUAGGAACCCUAGGAACCCUAAUGAUAGCAAUGAUAGUAUUGGGCCAUUUCUUGGCAUUUCCGUGUGUUUGGAACACUGACCAGGAGAGGGAUUCUUGCCAGUCUUCGGCUGUUCGAGAGCGUGAAGAUCCGAACACACGCAUCUAUAUACAGGCUUGAUACAGCAGAUACUGCAGACUCGAUCGUCGAUAUACUCCGCCGCUUCAGACAGAGAACAUCGUGUCGAGCCGACCAGCCAGCGCCGCGUUCCGAACUUCCGAAGGGACCAACCGGGAAUGAAUGGGCCAAUACAGCAUGGAUGAUCAAUUUAUCAUAUUCAUGGAUAUAGAAAAUGGGAAAACCUUCGACUGCGGCAGCGCGCUUCCUUCUACUUCCGGUUAGAACGAAUCCGGAACGCGGCUCUGAGUCCGCUCGCUUCCACUUCUCCCUCCCUGGGAGCUGGCGUCGGGCGACCUGCACAGCACAUACAGCACAGCCCACUUGGGAAGGGUGUUGCUUGUUACUCUCGCCUACUUGACGCUGCCCCCAACACUCUCUGCUGAGUCUGCUCACAACACCGCCCCUGCACGCGAAUUGCACCAGGUCUGCCAUAAUAGGGUAUCGUGGUCCGCACCGCUCGUCACAUGUGUCUUGACCUCGCACCCCAAAACGAACAAUACAUCUUGCUCCUCUUCUUCACACCAAUCGUUCAAACGGGACCGUGGCGGAGCAAUUGGCAUCAAUGCUUGCGUGAAGCUUGCCCUGGGGGCCCGCAUGCGCACCAUCACCACCAAGCCUCGACCAAACGGACUCUUCUCGGCGUGCUCGAGAUGCGCCAUCGGUGCACGUGCUGGGAGCUGUCGGCGUGUCGUUGCUGUGCACUUCUCGACAACUCGCCCUCUGCCCCUUCUCCUGGCUGCUAAUCCAUCAGAAUAGCAGAAUGUGCCUGUGCAGAGCAGCGCGGAAGAUGCUUUAAUACCGUCAUCAGCAGAGAUCAGCAACCACUCGCCUGCCCCUCUCUACCUUACCCUCCACUCCACCACCCGAAGCGGUGGAGCAGUGACCACCGGUUGUCCACGACUGUCAGACCUGCGUGGCGAUGAGGGCUAAGGUUCCUGGGCGUGUUGUGCUUGAAGACGGCACGCUUCUCCACGGAACACUCCAUUUCUGGAUACUUGGCAAUCGCUGGAGGAAGGUAUUGUCGUGAACAGCAUCUUCACACGGCGCAUGCUUUCAACUCUCUUCCAUGCAAAGAAUACUAAGUCCUGCAUCUCAUGAUACACUCGUACGUGGUACGAUGCUGCAGGAAAGCCAGGCUCAGCCAUCUGAAGCACUGUGAGAACACUCUCCAGCUUACCAGCUGCAUUGAAAGUGGUUCUGGGAUAUGAUUGCACAAUGUCCCGGGGGAGCGUAUCUAUACGCAUUUUAUGUUAGUGGACCCUGGUGUUGCACUCGUCCGGAUCGAUCCUAAGCGACCCUAGUACUAGGGUCGUCCGGACUACUCACACACCGAUUUUCCCGGUCACAAGACCGAUCUGGUAUUGUCAACAUGAGACUCCGCCUCCAGUAUGGUGCUCCGCGACGAUCGAGUGCUCUGCUACUAGUACCCUGCACCGGUGACUGACUAGAUUUUGCUGCUCCCUGGAGCGGCGAUGAAUCAGACUUGCUGCUCCUCGCCGCAGUCACCGACUCGGUGCGACAGCUGUCAUGCCACGUUCCUACUCGUAUUCUUCCACAACUUCCCAGACACAAGCAUGGGGGUGCCGCGCACCCAGCCUCCGUCUGAUUGAAACCAUUGUCGGUGGCAGUGAAUUCACACUGUGCGAACCUAUUCUGAGCUCAUCCACAAUGUGCAGCUUCAUGCUCAGCCAUGUCUUGGCUUCAAAGCUUCGCUCUCUGUACUAUAUGGUCCGACCACCCUGUUCUUGAUAUCAGCCAGAAGUUCAACAAUUAGAUUCUACGCUUCAAUCAGAAGAUCCGUACGGCCCAGAGUCAAGAUGCCCAAGCGUUCACGCAGCUCAUCCACGCCCGCCACGUCCCCGCCCACUCCUCCCUCGAGUGACC